AUGAACGCGUUGGAAAAAUCGAACGACGCUCCGCUCCCCGUGCACUCGCAAAGAGCCGUCGAGGACUUCUCGGAGCAAUUUGUGAGAGAAAAAGGCGCGCACGGAAUCGUCAAAGAGCAGCAGCAAACGAACGUCGUGAACGACGUUUUAUUCGCGACGGCGAAGACGUUCCUCGAAAAUGCGAUCGUUCGCUGCGUCGUCGGCACCACAAACACCACCAGCACCGAAGGAGGAGGAGGAGGAGGAGACUUGAAUAAGGACGACGACGAAGCCAUCGUUCACGCGUUGCGCCGAGUGAAAGCUGUGCUCAACGAGAGAAUAAGAGGGAGAACAAAUGCGGACGUGAUUUUACUCAACGCGGUAGACCGAAGUAUUGUCGUCGCCAAGGAGGAGUUGAUUGCGUUUCGAGAGGAGAAGAAGAACAAACAGACGGGUACAAAGAAGGGUUUGAAUAAUAACGAGAGUUCUUUUAAAGUGUACAAACAAAACGUCAUCUCUGCGAUCCGGGAGAUGAUCGCGUCCGACGUGGACCAGGCGAAGCGCGCGAUUGGCGAAUACGCGUGCGAAACGUGCGGGUCGGAUUGCGUGGUCAUGGUUUUAGGCGUUCGCGACGGGUUGGUGGAGAACUUUUUGAAAAUGGUCGCCAGGAAGAGGAGGGUGAAAGUGAUCGUUUUGGAGACGUCGGUGAGUUACGAGGAGAGCGGGAAGGCGAUGGCGGAGGAAUUCGCGAGGAAGAUUUUGAUGAGUACGAAUACUAACAACAGCAACAACAACAACAACAACAACAACAAAGAGACAACGAACAGCGCGGUUGAGGUGACGAUAGUACCGGAAUCGAACGCGUUCGCGAUGGUGUCCCGAGCGCACUUAGCGGUUGUUUCCGCGCAACUCGGCGUCUUUGAAGACGGCUCGUUUUACGCGCCUCCGGGAACUGGAAACAUCGCGCGAGCGUGCGAAAAGUUCAAAGUCCCUCUCGUUGCCUUAGCGCCGAGUUUGAGUCUGACGACGUUGGAGAAACCACGGAUUGAGAGGAUGAACAGCAGCAGAAAUAGUAGCAAUCAUCACAAUAGCAACAACAACAACGACAACAUUGACGACGAAAAAUCACUCCUCCUCUCUCGAGAGCGAAACGGAAACCCGGCGGAGGUUUUAAAACACUUCCGCGCGCGAAGCGUGAAAACCGGUCGAGACGUCGACGCCGUCGCACAUCCGACGAGAGAGUUUAUCGACCUUCACGAAAAAGUCGAUUUGGCGUUCGUGACUGAUCACGGCAUCGUCGCUCCCGAGAACCUCAAAAGGCUCGCCAGAGAGUUGUAUUCUGCGCCUUAA
Molecule: messenger RNA, 1329 nt
Organism: Bathycoccus prasinos
Lineage: Eukaryota; Viridiplantae; Chlorophyta; Mamiellophyceae; Mamiellales; Bathycoccaceae
Exons: 1
Coding region: 1-1329 (442 amino acids)
Biological process (GO): translational initiation
Cellular component (GO): eukaryotic translation initiation factor 2B complex
Molecular function (GO): translation initiation factor activity; guanyl-nucleotide exchange factor activity
Source: RefSeq, a predicted model, not a curated record